Physeter macrocephalus (sperm whale) is the source of this 3004-nucleotide messenger RNA. RefSeq names its product solute carrier family 6 member 6 (gene SLC6A6). The record is from RefSeq and is a predicted model, not a curated record. Gene Ontology annotation, molecular function: gamma-aminobutyric acid:sodium:chloride symporter activity; taurine:sodium symporter activity. The coding region runs from base 646 to 2640 and encodes 664 amino acids. The transcript is spliced from 15 exons. Lineage: Eukaryota; Metazoa; Chordata; Mammalia; Artiodactyla; Physeteridae. Gene Ontology annotation, biological process: taurine transmembrane transport; sodium ion transmembrane transport; neurotransmitter transport. Gene Ontology annotation, cellular component: plasma membrane.
UCUGGGGAGAACGUCUCGACUUCCGGGGCACUGGGCCUCAUCUGUGAAGUCGCAUCUGCAGCGCCCCCGCCUCGUGGGGCUCUCACGAGGACUGAAGUUCUAACAGCGCCUGCUCAUGGGGGCCUCCCCCGCCCCGGGCCCUGUACUGAGAACCGCGCUUGCUUCUCGUCGCACUGAACUCCUGCAGCCCCCUGGGAGGGUGGCGUUAUUUGAAAAGCCUCAUCCACCGCACACAGCUAGGGAAGGGGCCUGGCCGCGGUGUCCUGGAAAUCGGGGCCUUUGCCCCAGCUGCCAUGUGCCCGCCUGCCUGAAGCCCCACUGAGUCAGGCCAGCCCAGCUCAAGGGACCUGCAGUGGCCUCUGAUGACCUCACCCACCCCCAGCCCACCUCUGGGCCACCUCUCGGGUCCCCCAUCCCUGCGCUGUCCCAGCCUCAAAUCCCAGCCCCGGCUCCCUCUUGACGGUGCCUCUGCCCUCUGGCCAGGCAGAGGGUUCUGAGCCUCCUGGAGGCCAAGAAGACAGGCUCGGUGCCAGGCGCCUGCUGCCAGCUCCGGGGCACAGCAAUUUCGGUCUCAAGGAAACCUCCCACUUGGAAGAAGUACCUGGAGUCGGCGGUGAGCUGAGGAUUUCCUUCCACUGCUGACUGAUGCAGUUCUGUCAGUCAUGGAAAUUGGCACAGGGCACAGCUCUUCGCAGCAGAACCACCGCUGGCAACAAAGGCCUCAGGUCCAGAACAACAGCGCUUUGUGAGGAGCCUCCAAAACAAAGGGAGGAGGACAUGGCCACCAAGGAGAAGCUGCAGUGUCUCAAAGACUUCCACAAGGAUAUCCUGAAGCCAUCCCCAGGGAAGAGCCCAGGCACACGGCCUGAGGAUGAGGCUGAGGGGAAGCCCCCGCAGAGGGAGAAGUGGGCCAGCAAGAUUGACUUUGUGCUCUCCGUGGCUGGCGGCUUCGUCGGCUUGGGCAACGUCUGGCGGUUCCCGUACCUCUGCUACAAAAAUGGUGGAGGUGCAUUUCUCAUACCGUAUUUCAUUUUCCUGUUUGGGGGCGGCCUGCCUGUGUUUUUCCUGGAGGUAAUCAUAGGCCAGUACACCUCUGAAGGGGGCAUCACCUGCUGGGAAAAGAUCUGCCCCUUGUUUGCCGGUAUCGGCUAUGCCUCCAUUGUGAUCGUGUCCCUCCUGAACGUAUACUACAUCAUCAUCCUGGCCUGGGCCACGUACUACCUGUUCCAGUCCUUCCAGUCGGAGCUCCCCUGGGCAAACUGCAACCACAGCUGGAACACGCCCCAGUGCUUGGAAGACACCUCGCGCAGGAACAAGAGCCUGUGGAUCUCCCUCAGCACCGCCAACUUCACCUCCCCCGUCACCGAGUUCUGGGAGCGUAAUGUGCUGAGCUUGUCUUCUGGAAUUGACGAACUGGGAGCUCUGAAGUGGGACCUUGCUCUCUGCCUUCUCCUCGUCUGGCUGGUCUGUUUCUUCUGCAUCUGGAAGGGCGUCAAGUCCACGGGCAAAGUUGUCUACUUCACCGCCACUUUCCCGUUCGCUAUGCUCUUGGUGCUGCUGGUCCGGGGACUGACGCUGCCCGGUGCAGGCGCAGGCAUCAAGUUCUAUCUGUACCCCGACAUCAGCCGCCUGGAGGACCCACAGGUAUGGAUCGAUGCUGGGACCCAAAUAUUCUUCUCCUACGCCAUCUGCUUGGGGGCCAUGACCUCGCUGGGGAGCUACAACAAGUACAAGUACAACUCGUACAGGGACUGUAUGCUGCUGGGAUGCCUGAACAGUGGUACCAGUUUUGUGUCUGGCUUCGCAAUUUUUUCCAUCCUGGGCUUCAUGGCACAAGAGCAAGGGGUGGACAUUGCUGAUGUGGCUGAGUCAGGUCCUGGCCUGGCCUUCAUCGCCUACCCGAAAGCCGUGACCAUGAUGCCGCUGCCCACGUUUUGGUCCAUCCUGUUCUUUAUUAUGCUUCUCUUGCUCGGACUGGAUAGCCAGUUUGUGGAAGUGGAAGGACAGAUCACGUCCUUGGUUGAUCUUCACCCAUCCUUCCUAAGGAAGGGUUUCCGCCGGGAAAUCUUCAUCGCCUCCAUAUGUUGUGUCAGCUACCUGCUGGGGCUGACCAUGGUGACGGAGGGUGGCAUGUAUGUGUUUCAGCUCUUUGACUACUAUGCAGCUAGCGGUGUAUGCCUUUUGUGGGUUGCAUUCUUUGAAUGUUUUGCUAUUGCCUGGAUAUAUGGCAGUGAUAACUUUUAUGACGGUAUUGAGGACAUGAUCGGCUAUCGGCCUGGGCCCUGGAUGAAGUACAGCUGGGCCGUGGUCACUCCGCUUCUCUGUCUUGGAUGUUUUAUCUUCUCUCUCGUCAAGUACGUGCCCCUGACCUACAACAAAGUCUACGUGUACCCCAACUGGGCCAUCGGGCUGGGCUGGAGCCUGGCCCUGUCCUCCAUUGUGUGUGUCCCCUUGGUCAUGGCCAUCCGCCUCUGCCAGACGGAAGGGCCAUUCCUCGUGAGACUCAAGUACCUGCUGACCCCGAGGGAACCCAACCGUUGGGCCGUGGAGCGAGAGGGGGCGACGCCCUACAGCUCCCGCAUGUCCGUUAACAACGCGCUCAGGAAACCAACCCACAUCAUAGUGGAGACCAUGAUGUGAGCUCUCUCCCAGUCGACGGGCUGCUUUCCUGCUGUUUACUAACAUUAGAUUCUUAUAGGACCAGGUUUACAGAGCUUUAUAUUUGCACUAGGAUUUUUUUUAAAUUGUCACAGAAAAUGUGUGUGUGUGUGCGUGCGUGUGUGUGCGUGUGUGUGUGUGUGUGUGUGUGUGUGUGUGUGUGUGGUGUCAUGUGUAUGUGUAUUUUGUUUUGAUUUGGGAAUAUUUUGUACAAAAAGAAUACCCACGGGCAGCUGUCCGGGGUGAGGCAGAGCUUUCAUAUGGAAUUUGAUGUAUUUUAUGGGAACUUGGUCAAUUUUUCUUUGUAUUUUUUUUUAACAUAUAACUAUGUAUACACGUCGAGAUU